UGUUUUACCAUUUGUAGCAUCUGAAGUUUUAAGAGGUCAACCUUAUACUUUAUCUACUUAUGAUUUUCAACUUGGUUUAGAUAUUUGCAAAGGUAAACAUUCUAAAGAUAUUGAAAAUAUUCCACAAUGUUAUAUAAAUUUAAUGAAAAAUGUUGGGAUAUAG
Funneliformis geosporum is the source of this 163-nucleotide messenger RNA. The record is from the annotation of a GenBank genome assembly. NCBI's taxonomy places the organism in Eukaryota, Fungi, Glomeromycota, Glomeromycetes, Glomerales, Glomeraceae.